Molecule: messenger RNA, 1074 nt
Organism: Thelazia callipaeda (thelaziosis nematode)
Lineage: Eukaryota; Metazoa; Nematoda; Chromadorea; Rhabditida; Thelaziidae
Source: the annotation of a GenBank genome assembly
AUGGACGACUUUUUCGACGAUUUAAUUUGUUUGGAUGAGGAAGGUGAUUCUGAGGAUCCAGCAGAGGAAACAAUGUAUGUGACAGAUAAAGUUUUGAAAGCGGAUGCAGACGAUAAAUAUAUGAAAGUAGAUGUGACUAAAAAAUUAGUGAGAGAAACUGCAGUUGACAUAUCUGUGGAGCAUGGAAAGUUCAAACAUCUAUCUAUGUUCAAGUCUUCUCCUAAAUUAGAAAGUCAGUCGGAGCAAUGUGGAUCUAGCAGAAAAGAAACACGACAUCAAUGUGACCGGAAACAGGGAUCCAAAUAUAAUAGUACACGAAUUAGUAAACAUGAAAAAACAGAAUCUAGAAAAAAUAAAGUCAAGAAUACGGACAAUCUCCCUAAUGUUAAAGGUGAUGCUAGUGAUGGUACGAAAUCAGUAAAGGAUUCAUAUGUGCUUUACUCAUCCAGAAAAGAACAGAAUGGGGUCGGCAUUAGCUAUGGAAUUAAAAAAGAGAAUUCAUCACUGGUUUGUGACGGCAAAGAUUGGCACUCUCUUUGCGAUGAUGUCCGCGAGGAUUCCGUACGAUUAGCUGCAAGCACGAAUGAAUCUGUCACUGAAAAAGCGAAAGAACAUGUACAGCAGAAAUGGAAAAGAACGGAAAAGAUUGGUAACAAAUCAAGUUCGCAGCAUCGUACUAGCAGUUCGCUUCAAAACAAAGAAAUACGGAAUAAAUAUGAUGGUAGGGAGCAUGGACAGAAACAGUCGUUAAAAUGGAAAGAUCAUUUGAAAAGACCUCACCAUGGCGAGGCAAGUCAUCUUGAGAAAGACAGAAAAUUUUCACGAUAUGGAAAUAGUUUGGUGGGGACUUCAGAAUAUUGCAGCAACACGAGACGUCUGAGGAGCGAGCAAAAUAGAUUUGAAAGAGAUAAAUAUCGACAGUUGAAUAGUUCACGCAUGGACGUCCGAUUAUUGAACGAGGCCGUCAUUAAAGUCCUGCUCUGUGAGGAAUAUGGAGUUAAUACUAAUAUUGAAGUAGAAUGUGGCUUGGAACAGAAGAUGCUGUUAAAAUUGAAUACUUGGGACUUGCUGUAG